Molecule: messenger RNA, 1902 nt
Organism: Serendipita indica DSM 11827
Lineage: Eukaryota; Fungi; Basidiomycota; Agaricomycetes; Sebacinales; Serendipitaceae
Source: the annotation of a GenBank genome assembly
AUGGAUACAGUAGUGGUUUCAGAGGAGGAGCAACUGCGACUGGAUCAACAAGCCCUUGUAGAGCAACUCGCAAGUCACUGGGAAACCGCUACGGAUAGCCAGAACCUACAACAUGUCAUGAACGAGUACAAUGAAACUGUCAUGAGUCUAUCAGCACUAGAGAAACGUCGCAGAGUGGACCCACUCUCCGUGUUGCCCGUGGAAAUUUGGUCAGAAAUCAUCAAGGAUGUCCUACCACCAUCAAUUACUUCUUUCCUGGCCAAGAUGAAGACGCUUCAACAAUUUAUGGCGGUAUCCACUCAUUGGAGGCGCCUCAUCAUACACGAGCCGUCCUUUUGGACACAGAUAGACACAUAUCAUUUCUAUUUGAACUCAAAAAAAUUUCAUACUCCUCUUAUCAAACUCUGUAUCGAACGGUCUCAGGCUGCAGAGCUCUCUAUCUGCGGGACCUUCGAAGACCCUGCGUGGGAGGCAAACCUUGGCACGGUGAUAACUCCUCAUGCACAUCGUAUCAAAGAAAUUAUAUUGGUACGCAUAUAUAAUAGAGAUUCCGCGCGAGCCACACGACUUUUAUCGCUUUUCCCCAUCACUCCUGUGCUGAAAGCAUUGACGGUGCAACUCCCCCACGAUGAAAUCAGCCAAGAUUCUGCCUACGUAUGUAGUAUCAGGCAUUUUAUACACCAGAACCCGCAGCUAACGGAUAUCCGGGGUGCCUGCCAUGCACUGCUUCAACCCGAUUCACUUUCUAGUCUGUCUCGCAUUUCACUCAAAUGUGAAGCGACACAGGCGAUUCCUGUCCUUCGAAAAUUCCCAAGGCUCCGCUCUGUCACAUUUCAUGAUCUGUGGCCUCCGCCUCGGCCGCAACCUUGCGACACCAAUGAACCCCUCCCCUGGACCAAACUGAAGUAUACACAACUCAACCAUGGAGUUGGCAUCUUUUUGAUCGGUCUCCUUCGUGCCUCCCUUCGUGAUCUUCACCUCAAGGUUGACGCCUUACACCUGCGAGACUUUAUGGAGGCCUUGGGAUAUCUUGCCGUCCUCGAGAUGUUGACCUUAUUCCUUGACCUGGGCAAUCUAUCACCAUUACUUCUUCGAUCAGUUCUAGACGAGCCUGUCAACGAAUAUUCAAAUGUCCGGAAGGUCGACGUAUUCUCAACAUACUAUCAUCGGAUAGCGAUGGACUCUCGAUUUGGCACAGAUCCUGAAACCCUUUGGAACUGGCUCCUGUUGCGCAUACCUAAUACAGAAGCGCUCUUCUUGCCUUUCGCGUUCCAAUCGACUAUGGUGUCGUUAACGAAUCUUAAAAAGCUUCGUCGAUUCUACUGUGGAUCUGUCAUUCUUUACCACCUGCGCGAAGUCGAUUCCUGCUCAAGUCUUCAGGAGCUCAAUCUACAAUGUGGGGCCGUGACAUUUCUCAUGCUCUCGUCGGAAACGGUACGUAAGCUGGCUAUCACAUUCACUGAAGUACACCCCAUCGAAUUCUUGGCAUUCAAAUGGCCAAGCCUAACCACACUGAAUCUCCGAUUGGCUUUCGAGUCUACAAGCGAGCCGAUUACGUUCCAUCUUCCGCAACUCAGAGAGAUCGAAGUGGACGGGAGGCUACAACCAGUCACUGCAGUGACCCGCUCGCUAGCUUGCGAUGCGCACAAGGUGCCGUGUUUGGAACAUAUAUUGUUCCCGCGCUGGUAUCCGGAGUUGGACCUUCUCUUCAUCCUCUUAGAGAGGAGGCUCCUCUCAAGCGAUCUCAAACCGUUGAUGCGGCUCACUAUAUCCAAGUCUAUCCCUAGUGGUAUAUUAUCACUUUUGGUGGAAAGAAUUCAAGGACUAUUCACAGCUCGACCAACACUCUUUGAUCUAUCGGUUGACGUGCACGCUAAAGCUGUACUAGAUACUGACAUGUAA